AUGAAAGCCUUCGUGAUAUUCUGCGCAUUAGUGGCGGUGGUGUCAGCAGGUGGUGUCUCUAAAGACAACCGCAACAAGCGCAGCUUUUGGCCUGCAAGCGGCUGGCCCAACGGCGGUUUCUAUGGCCACUACGGCGGAGGCCAAAACGGAUACUUAGGUGGAAACAACCUCUACGGAUCCGACUGGGGAUCAAGCAAGUCCGGGUGGGGAUCAGGAUCGGGAUUAGGGUCUGGCUGGGAAUCAAGCAAAGCCGGAUGGGGAGUAGGGUCGAACCUAGGUUCUGGUUGGGGAUCUAAUUAUGCCCCUAACUAUGGUUUUGACCAGAACGUCGGCAACAAAGGCUAUUUCUACUCUGCCCCUGUAUCUAGCUACAGCUAUGUCGCUCCCCAAUCUGAAUACAGCUUCAGCGCACCCUCGACUGGAUUUGACUACUCCUCAUCUUCAAACGGCUACAACAACUACGUUCCAUCAAGUAGUUACUCAAACGUUUACUCCGUCCCUACCAAGACUUUUGAGCUGCAAGAAUCUCACUCUGGUCCAUCAAUCUCCGUGGUCCCAUCAAUAGGCUACACUCUACCAACUAAAACGUACGUCGAAAACCCAACAGUCCAACAACAGAGUCACAAAGUCAUCGAAGUAAGAAAAGUUGUGAACGUACAACGUGAGGUAUUAGUUCCUCAGGUUGUCCAAGUCAAGAAGAUCAUCACUGAGCCCAAAGUCAUCAUUGAGAAUCAAGUCGUCCCAGUCAUCACAACUUACCCCAGUGGUCACAACGGUUUUUCUAAUUCGUACGCCAGCAGUUCUUCUGGUAAUAGCGAAAUCACUUUGCCUUCCUCUAGCAGCAGUAACGUCAUUGCAUCAAGUAGUCAGGGCUCUUCUGUUCCCUCUGUCAGCAACUCUGCAGUGUACAGCAGCGGUCCGGCUGAUGCGAAUUCCGACGUUUCUUCUUCCAGCAGCAUCGCUUCGUCCGGUAGUUCCACUUCCUCCGUUAGUUCAGUUUCCGGCAAUUCUGCUGUGGCCAACAGUGCUUCUUGGUAA
This is a messenger RNA of Arctia plantaginis, 1038 nucleotides long. The record is from the annotation of a GenBank genome assembly. Lineage: Eukaryota; Metazoa; Arthropoda; Insecta; Lepidoptera; Erebidae.